UUUCUUGCUCAAUAGACUUUUUCCUUCUACAUCUUUCAUCUCAACCUACAUUUUCUAUCCAACCUAAGCUUCACAAACAGCAACAAUGGGUGUCCAAGAAGUCCUUAGCCGCAAGACUGGUGUCAUCGUCGGUGACGAUGUCCUCCGUCUCUUCGAGUACGCUCGCGAGCACAAGUUCGCCAUUCCCGCCAUUAACGUCACCUCUUCCUCCACCGUCGUUGCUGCCCUCGAGGCCGCCCGCGACAACAAGGCUCCUGUCAUCCUCCAGUUCUCUCAGGGUGGUGCCGCCUACUUCGCUGGCAAGGGCGUGAGCAACACCGACCAGGCCGCUUCCAUUGCUGGCUCCAUCGCCGCUGCCCACUACGUCCGCUCGCUCGCUCCCACCUACGGCAUCCCCGUCGUCCUUCACACCGACCACUGCGCCAAGAAGCUCCUCCCUUGGCUCGAUGGCAUGCUCGAUGCCGACGAGGCUUACUUCAAGGAGAAGGGCGAGCCCCUCUUCUCCUCUCACAUGAUCGAUCUCUCUGAGGAGCCUGUCGAGUGGAACAUUGAGACCACCGCCAAGUACCUCAAGCGCGCUGCCCCCAUGAAGCAGUGGCUCGAGAUGGAGAUUGGUAUCACCGGUGGUGAGGAGGAUGGUGUCAACAACGAGGAUGUUGACAACAACUCUCUCUACACCCAGCCUGAGGAUAUCCUCAACAUCUACAACACUCUCUCCCCCAUCUCCCCCUACUUCUCUAUCGCCGCUGGCUUCGGUAACGUCCACGGUGUUUACAAGCCCGGCAACGUCAAGCUCCACCCCGAGCUUCUCGGCAAGCACCAGGCUCACGUCAAGGAGGCCCUCAAGUCCGACAACGACAAGCCCGUCUUCUUCGUCUUCCACGGUGGCUCCGGCUCCUCCAAGAAGGAGUACCUCGACGCCAUUGGCUUCGGUGUUGUCAAGGUUAACGUCGACACUGACAUGCAGUUCGCUUACUGCUCCGGUAUCCGAGACUACAUGAUCAACAAGCGCGAGUACGUCAACACCACCGUCGGCAACCCCGAUGGCGAGGACAAGCCCAACAAGAAGUACUUCGACCCCCGUGUCUGGGUCCGUGAGGGUGAGAAGACCAUGUCCAAGCGUGUUGCCGAGGCUCUCCAGGACUUCAACACUGCCAACCAGCUAUAAAUGUCGAUAAAAGACAAUAACUGGUUCUAAUGAUAUCCCAACUGCGACAC
Molecule: messenger RNA, 1218 nt
Organism: Fusarium oxysporum Fo47
Lineage: Eukaryota; Fungi; Ascomycota; Sordariomycetes; Hypocreales; Nectriaceae
Product: fructose-bisphosphate aldolase FBA1
Exons: 4
Coding region: 86-1168 (360 amino acids)
Biological process (GO): gluconeogenesis; glycolytic process
Cellular component (GO): cytosol
Molecular function (GO): fructose-bisphosphate aldolase activity; zinc ion binding
Source: RefSeq, a predicted model, not a curated record